AGUGGAUAGUAGUAAUUUUUUAGUGUUUGGGUAGUUAACGAAACCGAAAACAAAAGUUAAGAAAAAUCAUUAACUAAGGUCCCCGAUUUCAAACUUUAACCAUUACCAAAAAGUUUAUAAUGUCCUUCAUCAACAAUGAUGAUACCAUUAUGCCUAUCGAUGAAGACCCACAGGUUGUCAUCAAUGAUGAUGAGGCAUCGGGAACUACACACAACAUGCCAAAUGGACGCUCAAUGGAUUCGCUGCGCUCCUCGUUCACCAAUCGUAGCUCGACGCCAGACUCCUCUCAUAAUUCUCUAGAUGCCCUCGAGAUGGCCCAAGACGAUCGGGAGGAGAAGGCCCGCCUAAUAACCCAGGUCUUGGAAUUGCAAAACACAUUGGACGACCUCUCACAGCGAGUGGACUCCGUAAAGGAAGAGAAUCUCAAACUGCGAUCGGAAAAUCAAGUUCUUGGUCAAUAUAUUGAGAAUCUAAUGUCCGCCUCCUCGGUGUUCCAGUCCACCAAUGCAAAUGCUACGAAAAAGAAGUAAAAACUCUUUCCACAUUCAUCGAUACUCUCAGUCAUGGCCUUCUCAAAAUGAAACACAUAAAAGGUUGCUCCUAAUUCUGUUUUCAAAUCCAAAACAUUUCGUACAAAAUAGCAAAACAUUCUCAAUAGUAAUCUUUUUAAAUUGUAUAGUUUAAUUGAAUUGGAAUUGGGAGCAACCUUGAUAUAUUUACAAAUCUAUGUGCUUAGCUUAUUGCUUAAUGUUAUUUGUGUUUUGCUGUCCCCUCGAAUUUUUGUGCACCAUAUAAGUAAUGUUAUUAUUAUAAGUUUAAAAUAGGCAUGCAUAAGUUAUAUACAUUUUAUUUAUUUAACCACUCAUAUAUUUACAAAAAUAUAUAAAUAAUUAAUAAAUCAAUAUUCAAUCCACCGCAA
Molecule: messenger RNA, 919 nt
Organism: Drosophila willistoni
Lineage: Eukaryota; Metazoa; Arthropoda; Insecta; Diptera; Drosophilidae
Product: short coiled-coil protein B
Exons: 2
Coding region: 120-530 (136 amino acids)
Cellular component (GO): trans-Golgi network
Source: RefSeq, a predicted model, not a curated record